Messenger RNA from Cuscuta campestris, 1305 nucleotides. The record is from the annotation of a GenBank genome assembly. Lineage: Eukaryota; Viridiplantae; Streptophyta; Magnoliopsida; Solanales; Convolvulaceae.
UUCCAAUUUACUACAUGGUAUCCGAGCAUUGGAUCCUAGGGAAACCCUAGCAACAUCCGUCCUUCGUUCUUGCGCGUUCACCGAUCAUCUGUUGCCAGUAAUCCUCCGUUCUCCGUUACCGAUCGUUUGUCUCCAGCCAACGCCCGAGAAAACCGGCCUCAAGUGCGGAUUGUCACGUCCACAAGAACCCGGCCUUCGUACCAAUAGGCUCAGUCCCGUCCGCUCAACAUGACUGCCGAGACUCCCAAGAAGACCUGGUUAAUUCACGAUCCAACAACAAUCUACUAUCUCCACCCGUCAGAACACGUUGGUAAUGCCUUGACAAAAUACCUUCUUAAAAGUGCUAAUUAUGAGAUUUGGGAAAAGGCAAUAUGUUAUGCGUUUGGGGGUCGUGGCAAGGCUGUUUUCUUGUCCCCCAAGGUUGUGCCCAAGCCCAAAGAUGAGCGAGAAUUGGGGACAUGGGAAUCCAACAACUCCAUUAUUUAUAGUUGGAUUUUCAACAGCGUCGGCGAAUCAAUCCAACCAAGUAUCGUCUCUCACAUAAUUGCCUUCGAACUAUGGUCAGAUCUAAAGAAAAGGGAUUCAGCAAACAACUUCUGGUCAGCUCAAUCUCUAGCAAUUGACACUCCAGGGAUAUCAACAUCACCAUUGCUUCCAGAAAUUUACAGUUUAGAUGGCACACAUACAAAUGUAUCAACUUCCAUUUCUGGGAAGUCAACAAUUGAACAAUGUCUGGAGCGCUUGGUUAAUGCAGUAAGAAAGGUGUCGGCCAAAGCAUUGAAUUCCUCUGUUAGUGAUAUGAGCUCUGUUAUCAGUAUGAUGGAUAGAAUAGCUGGAUCUACACCUGUUAAGAUUAAUUAUGCACUUAUUGAAGAGAUAAAGGCGAUUAAUCAGCAACUGAUUGAUACUAUGGUAGAAAUCAGUGAUGAACUUGUGAUGAACUAGUGAUAGCUGCGAUGGUUCUCCAAAAUGAACAAAAAAGUGAACCAUACACAACCGAUGAUGAAGAUGAGAUGACAAAUCAAUUGAUGAAUUCACACGAAAACAUCAAAGGAUGAAAUGAAAUCAAUUGACAAAAACAAUUGAUGAAAUCAACCGAAAACCGGAUGAUGAUGAAAGUGAAACUCGAUCAAAGCGAUACGAGUGAAACUCAAUCAAACCGACUGAGUGAAAUUGAACAAUGAUGAAACUUCUGAAUUACAGAAGUGAAAGAGAAUGAUUGAAACUGAACAUUCCAAUUAUGAGAAUGAAAAUGAAGUUGGAUACUCAGUCUGAGAACCAACAUAAUGAACAGAGGAUCAGUAG